AUGCGGGUGGAGGUUCCUCACUCAGGCGCCCCAGGCAUCGGAUUCUGGGCGGGGGCGCGUGGCAGCCGCCAGCAGCUCUGGGCGCUGCCCUCUGCCGCCGCUGGGGCCCGAGGGAGGCGAUCCGGCGACGGCGGCUCUUCUGCGGCGGCCUCCUCCCCUCCCCGUCCGGUGCCGCAGGAUUGCAGCUGCCACUGGAGGGUGGGCAAGCUCAAGGGAGGGGCGCGCGGGGAGCCCGCCGGGCGAGCGGAGCCCCGCGGCUGUGCUCGCAGCCAGGCGCGGGGCUUUGAUGGAUCUCACUGCCUGCGUGAGCGCCACUGUGUGCUCACUGCAGCGGCGGCGGCGGCCGGGCCCUGCCCGGCCCGUGCGGCCCCCGCGCGCUUCCGAGCGAGCCGGGCCUGCCCGCGCCGCCGCCUCCUCCUACUCCUCUCCCCGGCGGCUGCUCCGUUUCGGCCCAGCACCCGCCCUCAGGCCGGCGCGGCGAGGCCCCAGGCGGGCGGCGGCUGCCAGGCGGCGCGGCCGCGGGCGCUGCCCAGCUCCGGCCGGCGGAGGGCGGAGCGCGGCGCCAGAGCCGAGGGCACGCCGCGGAGGGGCGCACGCAGGCCUCCGGGCCGCGCCGUGCUGGGCCGCGCCGUGCCCGGCCGGGCGGCGGCUGCGAGAGGAGGCCGGAGGCGAGCGCGGGGCCGGCGGUGGGCGCGCAAGGCCGCCCGCAGCCCGCAGGGAGAGCGCGAGCCCGCGGCCGGGGCCCGGCCGGGCGUCCAGACAGGUGAUGGGUGGUGCGGCGGCGGCAGCUCCAGCCUCGCUCCGGGGUCCCUCUCGGGGCUGACGCCCGCAAAUAUGCAGAAUUACCGGCCGGGUCGCUCCUAA
Mustela erminea (ermine) is the source of this 864-nucleotide messenger RNA. RefSeq lists its product as uncharacterized. The coding region runs from base 1 to 864 and encodes 287 amino acids. NCBI's taxonomy places the organism in Eukaryota, Metazoa, Chordata, Mammalia, Carnivora, Mustelidae. The record is from RefSeq and is a predicted model, not a curated record. The transcript has 3 exons.